AUGUAUCAGGAGCAUGCGCACAAAGAAGCGCUCCCUCUCGCCACACGCGUCGCGAUCGCAAACUGGCUAGCCAUCGCCGUCCAUCUGUUCAGUACCAAUCAGGUCCACGUGCCUACGAUCAAGGCAUUGCGCUACCUCUACGGCCGACGCCUUCACGCCAUCGCUCAAGAUUGCCAACUUCUUCUCGCUCAGAGGCAGACCUCUCAGGGCCAGGCACCACCAUCGAUAUUGAGGCAUUCCAACUUUGGAGUCGCCUUGCUCGAGCCCUUGUCCGUCGCUCUCCAGUCUCAGCCCAUCGCAGCUCUCAAACUCAUGGAUGAGGCACUGCUACGCUGUCGACCUGACAUCUACAAGUAUCAGACCGAUGCACAAGCACAGAGCGACUGUCUGUCUCCGAUUCACCUCGCUAUGCUUACCGUCAUGGAUUCGGUCGACUUUCAGAUCAACUGCCGCAUCAACCCACAGGAGCUCCCCAAGAUUGUCGGAUUCAAGCCGAAACUCUCUCAGGACAACAGCAAGCUGGCAGAGCCACAGGAUGGCCUGCUCAGCACCACGGAAUCCAGCGACCCCAUCAAGGAUUGCCUCGAUUGGUUCAUCGAUUCGCCGCACGCCUUUCUGCUUUCGCACAGUGCUUUCAAGAACGCUCGAACCUCCUUCCUGCACUGUCUGUCCCAGGCAAAGGACCCGCAUCGUCUCCUCGACGAAUUGCAACAGGGCCGCGAUGCGGAACAGCCAGGCUUCGUGCAGGGUUGUGGCGUUUUGCUUCGAUCUGUGCUCCGCAAGAGCUCGGAAAAGGCUCUCGAGUUCUAUGACGAUUUGUGGUCUCGGGGCGUGCCCGUGUCGCCCAUGAUCCUUGACCGCAUCAUACAAGGAAGCGGCGGUCAGGCACCGUCGGCACGUCUCGAGGCGCUCUUCCACCGCAUCACCAACUCCAAAUCCGAAGACCAUCGUCUAGCAUCGCCCCAACUUUUGCGAACAGUGACCAUCGGCUGGGCCAAGCACAACCGAGCCGAUCGAGUCACGCUGCUUCUGGCUCACCUCAAGAGGCGCAACCUUCCCAAUCACGAUGCCUUUGCACGAACCGUCAUGAUCGAGCUCGCCGCGUCCCGCGGGGACCUGCACACCCUGCAUGACCGGCUGGCUGAACAUCACGACUUUGAAGCUCGUCACCAAGACGAGUGCGCCAAAGGCAAACGACCCCUGGACGGCCACGCGUAUGGCCUUCUCCUCAAGGCCUGCAAUCGCGCCGAUGACGUCGAUCUAGCCGAAUCGUACCUGACGCAGGCGAUCGAAAGAGGUGUGACGCCCAGAUCGUCCGACUUCAAUCUUGUCAUCGACAUGCACGUGCGCAGGACCAACAUCGACGCCGCCCUCGCCAUCUUCGACCAAAUGAAGGAGUUUGGUGCUCAGCCGGACAAGUACACCUAUACCAUCCUCAUCCAUGGCUUCACCUUGCGCCGCGAUCCCGACUCGGCUGCCCACGCGCUUCGUGCCAUGAUUGCAGCUGGCAAGAUCCCGGACCGCAUCACGUACGCCGCCUUGCUCAACUGUUUCGUCGAGUCUGGGCUGUACGAAGUCGCCAUCCGCCUCUUUGCGUGGAUGCAGAACCACGGCGAUGUUCGACUUCGCCCUACCAUUGAGGUGUGCAACAUCAUCCUCAAGGCGUACGUGCUCAGUUCCCUGCCCGUUCAGAAGGUGAUGAAGUUCGUUGACAGUGUACGAAAGCUGCGACUAGUCCCCAACGCCAACACCUACGCGCUGAUGCUGCAAAGCGCGUGCGACGCUGGUCUCAUGGACGUUGCCGAAGAGGUGUUUUCGGAAGCCGAGGCGGUCCUGCCGGACAUCGCUGGAGCAGGUGCGGGUCAAGGCGCCAACAUCUACCACUUCACCAUCAUGAUCCACGGCUAUCUUCGUCUCGGCGAUCACCAGGAGGCCAAAGACUACUUUGACGAGAUGCAAAGUCGGAAGCUCGCCCCCAGCGCCAUCACUUGGGGUAUCAUGGUCCACAGCUAUGCGCUGAGCGAGAACGAGGCCAACUACGAUCUGGCAUGCAACCUCGUUUCGCAGCUGAUCGCCGACGAGGCCAAAAAGACGUUCCGGCCGACGUCAUGGAAUGCCUCGGCGACUCGCACGGAACUGGCCCAGAUGCAAAAGGCGGAGAAGAGCUUGGCUAGCGGCACAAGGCUGGCGGCCAAGGACAGCGCGCCGUUCGAGACGCUGUAUACGGUGCUGAUGGUGGCCCAAGCUCGUCGAGGCGAGCCCGAAAAGGUCGAAAGCACGCUCAAGACCAUGGCACGCCAUCUCCAUCGCUUAUCCGUACCCGCGCUGACGCCGCUUCUCGAUGCGUAUCGAAGGGCGGGCGAUAUCGACGCCGCACUGCAACUGUUCGAGCAGAUCUACGCUACCGCGCUGGAAGCGUCUCGCAGCAAGAGUCGCCGGGUUUACGCCUACAGCCGGUCCGACGAUGUGAAUGUCGCAUCGGGCGCCAGGGCCGUUCAAACCUCAGCUCAGCGUCGACAAGACGCUAGCAGCCGCAACAUGAUCUGUCUUCCGGUCUCGAUCAUGAUCGACCUCCUCUCCGCCGCGGGUCGGCACGAGGAGGUGGCCAAGAUCUGGACGCGGGCCAAAAACGAUGGGUUCGGAUUCGACUCGGACAACUGGAAUCAUCUGGUCAUUUCGAUGGCUCGAGGUGGGCAGCUCGAGGAGGCUCUUUCGGUCGUCGAGCAUGUGCUCUAUCGUGAUCCACCGAACGCUUGGAUGCGCUCGCAGCUGAGUGCGGACAAGCAGACCAAGGCGAGCGCAGAUGCAGCGGUCGAAGCUGAGGCGGACAGGGUUGGCGUUCGUCCGAUCGACGAAGAUGUGUCAGCGGAGGACGACUUGGCUUCUUUCGACCCGUUGCCGGCAGAUAGCGUUCUGGAUCCCGCAUCAGCCCACGGACCGGAUACGACGGGCGGCCCCUCCUCCCCGCCCAAACGCCGACACGAAGGUCGAACAGAAGACGACCCCUACGUUGAGCUACCCUUCGACCGGCCGUCCAUCUCCGAAGAAGCCGAUUCGGACCUCGAAUCCGACGAGCCCCGCAUCGAACCAAGCGCAUUCUACAUCGAUCCGAGCGCAAAACUCCCCCUCGCGCGAGACCUCGCCCCGAAGUCGGACAGCUUCUCCCCCUGGUACGCACACCACGACACGAUGGAGGCGAUCAGCAGCGGGUUGGCCGAGAUGCGCGAGGCGCGACACGUCAUUCGGUUGCUCGACAAGUUCAGGACCGCAGCGAGUCUGUUGGAUCUGCACGAGAGGAAGGUUGAGAUUCUGAGAGAGAGGCAGAAGGAGGAGGCGGUGAGGAGUGCGAGGGAUUUGAUCGAUGGGAGGGGCUGA
Molecule: messenger RNA, 3375 nt
Organism: Kalmanozyma brasiliensis GHG001
Lineage: Eukaryota; Fungi; Basidiomycota; Ustilaginomycetes; Ustilaginales
Product: Pentatricopeptide repeat
Exons: 1
Coding region: 1-3375 (1124 amino acids)
Molecular function (GO): protein binding
Source: RefSeq, a predicted model, not a curated record